Botrytis fragariae is the source of this 1197-nucleotide messenger RNA. RefSeq lists its product as uncharacterized. The record is from RefSeq and is a predicted model, not a curated record. Bases 1 to 1197 code for a protein of 398 amino acids. The transcript is spliced from 3 exons. Lineage: Eukaryota; Fungi; Ascomycota; Leotiomycetes; Helotiales; Sclerotiniaceae.
AUGAAAAAAGCUAUUCUUAAUCAGUUGAAACCAGAUAAAGAUAUCUAUUAUUUUCAUGAUAAAGCAAACUGCUGGAGCUCAAAAUCUUACCUCGCCCAAAAAGGUAAUCCUAAAUUGUCAUUCAGAGGUCCUUUCUAUCCCGGAGCUUUUCGUCCACUUAAAGACGUCGAUCAAAUCUCAAAUGAGAUUGAGGAAAUUCGAAAAUUGUUAGGCACCCAUCAAAGCGGGCCUGGAUGGAAUCUUCCGAGAACUCAUCGGUUCCAUAUUUCCAAUUUUCCAAAUGAAAUUUUGAAGAGGAUCUUCGCCUACACACUUGUUGCUACAGGCGGAGCGUUUGUUACCCCGACAGUAAUAACUUCCAAUUUUUGUGAACCAUACUUUGAAGCAGAUUAUCGAAUUUCUUUCCCAAACUCUCCUUGUUAUAACGGCUACAAGUCUUUCGAGAGUGGCUCGGAUGUGAUCCUUCGCAAGAACGUAUGUCUUAGACCAGACAUUCCUGACUCAGCUCCGUACGUUGAGCUUACAAGAGUUCUUCGUCCUCUUAUAGAUGCAACAUGUUUACGUACUUGCAAGCAACUAUGGGAGCUUGGAUCACAAAUAUUAUAUGCAGAUAAUGCAUACAGCUUCAAGAUGAAGGGCAACAGCAUCAUGCUUUAUGACAGUCCAUCUUCUUUGUUAUUCGAGGACAGCAACUACCACUGGCCAAGUCCCGAUAAACCUACCUUAUCCCAAGAGGGUAUCUCCAGCGGUCUCACGGUCAAAAAAUUGUCGGCUAGACAAUAUAAAUCCAAAAUCAAACGUGUCAUGAAUCAGAUUGAGAGGGGUGUCCCAAUUCUUAAGUUGGAGGGCUGGGCUUAUUACGAUCCAUUCAUCCGAUUUCUCUACACAAUCGGACCUAGAAGUAAACCUUCAAUUCACACUUUACGAUUCACAGGCUCUCCAAAAACCCAUGAGCGGGAACCCCUGGGGUGCCAUUGUCACGGCGUAGAUCUGUUACUCAACUUGCGCAUAUACAUCCCCUUUAUCAACAAAUUUUGUACAGGCGUAAGAAAACUUGUAUUAGAUACGGAUAUGGAUGUUUGCAAAACUACGAGUAGUUUGGAAAAUGUUGUCAGAAGCUUCGAUGAAGUCUUGAUACCGUUUCUGGGUGAACUCGAGAAACUUCAAAGAGUUCGCACUCUGGUGAUGAGACGGUGA